AUGACCGAGGAGAUUUCAUCCUCUCCCACCAUCUUGAACUCCACUGACCAAACUUCCCGUCUUCCAUCACUUCCACUUCCAACCCCUCCUCCCACUUCAGCUAGUCCCCGUUCUCUAGUGCCACAGCAGCCACAGCAGAUGACGCCCAGCUCGACGCCGCUGCUGAAGCCGCGGACGCCCAAGCCGGGCGCCCCCGGCAGCCAGCCAAAGAUGACCGACGAGGAGAUUCUGGAGCGGCUGCGCGCCAUUGUCACCAUUGGCGACCCGAAGCGCAAGUUCAGCCGCAUGAAGGAGAUUGGAAGGGGGGCCAGUGGCGUCGUUUACACCGCCAUCGAAAUUAGCACCGGCAUCGAGGUGGCCAUCAAGCAGAUGAACCUGGGGCAGCAGCCCAAGAAGGAGCUGAUUGUCAACGAGAUUCUGGUGAUGCGCGAGAAUAAGCACCCCAACGUGGUCAACUACCUCGACUCCUAUCUGGUCAAUGAGGAGCUGUGGGUGGUGAUGGAGUACCUCCCCGGGGGCUCCCUCACCGACGUCGUCACCGAGACCUGCAUGGACGAGGGCCAGAUUGCCGCCGUCUGUCGGGAGGUGCUGCAGGCGCUGGAGUUCCUCCACUACAACCACGUCAUCCACCGGGACAUCAAGUCGGACAACAUUCUUCUCGGCCUCGAUGGCAGCGUCAAGCUAACUGACUUUGGCUUCUGCGCCCAGAUCAGCCCCGAGCAGAACAAGCGGACGACGAUGGUGGGCACCCCCUACUGGAUGGCCCCCGAGGUGGUCACCCGCAAGCAGUACGGGCCCAAGGUGGACAUCUGGUCGCUGGGCAUCAUGGCCAUUGAGAUGAUUGAGGGCGAGCCGCCCUAUCUCAAUGAAAAUCCGCUUAGGGCGCUCUACCUGAUUGCCACCAAUGGCAAGCCGGAGAUCAAGGACAAGGAGAAGCUGUCGCCGGAGUUUAACGACUUUCUCGACAAGUGCCUCGAGUGUGACGUCGACCGCCGGUGGUCCGCCUCGGAGCUGCUCAAGCACCGCUUCCUCAAGACCUCCCGACCGCUGUCCACGCUAAAUCCGCUCAUUCUGGCGGCGCGCGAGUCGGCGGCCCGUGCUCACUGA
Molecule: messenger RNA, 1107 nt
Organism: Rhagoletis zephyria (snowberry fruit fly)
Lineage: Eukaryota; Metazoa; Arthropoda; Insecta; Diptera; Tephritidae
Source: RefSeq, a predicted model, not a curated record